AUAAUAUGGAUCCAGUUGAAUCAGGGUUUACGGUUUUUUGUUAAAAUUGAUUCGAGUUUAAAUCGUGUUGAAUUGAGAGAGAUGUCGGAUCGGAAACGGCCGCGACUUGGCUUCGGCGAUACAGUCCAUUGCUAUGGCCCUAACUCCUUUAAAUUGCUAUGUUUACCUGUACCUAAACGUGGCCAAGUUAUGGGCCUCGUGGGAAGUAAUGGCAUUGGGAAAUCUACUGCACUUCAAAUUUUGUCUGGCUUGUUGAAACCUAAUUUGGGACGCUUUGAAAAUCCUCCCGACUGGCAAGAAAUUUUGGAUCAUUUUAAAGGAACUAAGAUGAAAAAUUACUUCACCCGUAUUGUUGUGGAUAAUCUAAAGGUAAUCACUAAGCCUCAGUGCCUCAACAAUCUCCUUAGAGAUUAUUAUAUAGCCACCGUUGGGGAAAUUCUAUCUCAGGCAGAUGCGAGAGAUAUGAAGCAACAACUUGCGGUUGACCUUGGAUUGAUUCAUAUUAUGGACCGUAAGUUGGGAAUUUUAUCUACUGGAGAACUUCAGAGGGUUGCAAUAGCAUAUGCUGCUGUACAUAAUGCAGAUAUCUAUUUAUUUGAUGAGCCGUCAACUUGUCUUGAUAUUAAACAAAGAUUAAAAGCUGCCCAAGUUAUCAGAUCCUUGGUUCGACCAAAUAACUAUGUGAUUGUGGUAGAGCAUGACCUUGUUAUGCUUGAAUAUUUGUCGGACUUCAUAUGCUGCUGUUUUGGGAAACCUGGUAUAAGUGGGGCAGUUACUCUUCCAUACUCUUUCAAAGAAGGAAUUGAUAUUUUCCUUGCUGGAUUUGUGCCCGGAAAGUAUAAGUUUAGACAUAAAUCUCUUAAAUUUAAGGUUAAGAUUCAACGUGUAAGUGGUGAGCAAAUUGAAACAGGUGCAAGGCACAAGUAUCCAAGCGUGACGGUCACUCAGGGAAGAAAAUUCAAGCUCAAGGUUAUGGAGGGUGAAUUCAGUGAUUCAGGAAUUAUUGUGCUGCUCGGAGAAAAUGGAACAGGAAAGACAACCUUCCUACGGAUACUGGCUGGCAUUUUUGAGCCUCGUACAGUAGAAUGUGAUGUGGAAAUUCCCAAGUUCAAUGUCUCUUUCAAGCGACAGAAUGUCGGUAUUGUUUCUGAGCAUACUGUGAGAAGGUUUUUCCUUUCAAACAUUCGUGACUCAUACAAGGAUCCUCAGUUUGUACGUGAUGUGAUGAAGCCUCUGUUAUAUAAAAACUUUAUUGAUAAAAAGCUUCCGAAUCUCUGUCUUGAAGAAUUUCAGAGGGUUUCACUCAUUGUUUGUCUUGGAAAGCCAGCUGAUAUAUAUUUGAUAGAUGAACCAAGCACAUAUCUAGACUUGGAGCAGAGCAUCAUUGUUUCGAAAAUCAUAAAGAAAUUCAUACAUCGAGUGAAGAAGACUGCACUUGUUGUGGAGCAUGAUUUCACCAUGGCAACAUACCUUGCUGAUAGGGUGAUGGUGUUUGAGGGGAAUCCGUCCGUUGAUUGCGUUGCCAAUCCACCUCAAUCAGUAUUGACUGGAAUGAACCGCUUCUUAUCUCACCUGGAUAUGAUCACACUCAGAAAGGACCCCACAAAUUUUCUGCCUAGAAUCGUCAACAGAUUUGAGUCGAUCGAGGAUCGGGAUCGGGAGUCUCACUAUUAUAUGGAUGACUAACUUUGCAGCAAUAUGCUUCCUGGUUACCACAUUUUGGAGCACCUGGAUGUCAACAGAAUGGUGCUAUGCAUGUUUAGUUGAUGGUUUGUAGUUAAUAUUUGAAUGCUUUUGAGUUUUGAGCACCUUGAUGUCAACAGAGUGGUGUAUAAGUCAUACUAUUUCUUUAUCUUUAAGUAAACUUAACUAUAUGCUUA
Molecule: messenger RNA, 1880 nt
Organism: Salvia hispanica
Lineage: Eukaryota; Viridiplantae; Streptophyta; Magnoliopsida; Lamiales; Lamiaceae
Product: ABC transporter E family member 2-like
Molecular function (GO): ATP binding; ATP hydrolysis activity
Source: RefSeq, a predicted model, not a curated record